This is a messenger RNA of Alternaria arborescens, 234 nucleotides long. RefSeq lists its product as hypothetical. The transcript is spliced from 4 exons. Lineage: Eukaryota; Fungi; Ascomycota; Dothideomycetes; Pleosporales; Pleosporaceae. Bases 1 to 234 code for a protein of 77 amino acids. The record is from RefSeq and is a predicted model, not a curated record.
AUGUGCGACUUCGUGCCUCUUCCGAUCGUGUGCUUCCAGUGCGGAACUGACCAGAACCCAUGUCAUUGUAAAGUCAUUGGACCUACUAUCGGCUUCGUAGUCACAGUGGGCAUGGCUAUCUUCUGUUGGCCUGCGUCGCUGCUCUGCUGCUGCUGCGCAACUGAUACGGGAAAGAGCGUAUUGGCCCUGCCCGUGGACACGGGCAACUCAAUCAGUAAUGCGAUACCUAUAUGA